Messenger RNA from Emiliania huxleyi CCMP1516, 852 nucleotides. RefSeq lists its product as hypothetical. NCBI's taxonomy places the organism in Eukaryota, Haptophyta, Isochrysidales, Noelaerhabdaceae. The transcript has 8 exons. The record is from RefSeq and is a predicted model, not a curated record. The annotation marks the transcript as partial.
CUGCCGGUGACGGUGCUAUCCGGCUUCCUCGGCGCGGGCAAGACGACGUUGCUGAAGCACCUGCUGCAGAAUCGGGCGGGCGUUCGCAUCGCGGUGGUGGUCAACGAUAUGGCCUCGGUCAACGUCGACGCGGCGCUGCUGCGGCAGGGAGGCGUCCUCAAGGCGGAGGAGAAGAUGGUUGAGCUCUCCAACGGCUGCAUCUGCUGCACGCUGCGCGAGGACCUGCUGGCCUCGCUCUCGUCGCUCGCGGCCGAGCAUCGCUUCGACCACGUGCGAAUCUCGCCGCCCACCUGCCCGCCCCUCGCACUUGCAUCGGAGCCGCUGCCCGUCGCAGAGACGUUCGCCUUCAAGGACGAGGCGACGGGCGCCAGCUUGGGCGACGUCGCGAGCUUGCACAACCUGGUCACCGUCGUCGAUGCCGCCUCCGUCUUCGACCAGCUGCGUGCUGUCGACGCGCUGGUCGACCGCGGCUGGCAGGCGGGCGACCGCUCACCUAUCAGCCGCUCACCUGCCAACCUGAUGGUCGACCAGCUCGAGUUUGCAGACGUGCUGCUCGUCAACAAGACGGACCUCGUGAGCGAGCAGCAGCUGGGCGCCGUGGAGCGGCUGCUGCGCAAGGUCAACCCGGCGGCGGAGCUGCUGCGCUCGCGCUACGGCGAGGUCGACCCCGCCGACCUCCUCUCCAAGGGGCGCUUCGACCUCCGCAAGGCCGAGCAGCACCCGCAGUGGCUGGUCGAGGCGCGCGAGAAGGGCAGGGCGGCUAGAUGCGGACUACACGCGCCCGAGACGGUCGAGUUCGGCAUCUCCUCCUUCGUCUACACUGCGCGGCGGCCCUUCCACCCGCAGCGGCUG